Molecule: messenger RNA, 4110 nt
Organism: Prinia subflava (tawny-flanked prinia)
Lineage: Eukaryota; Metazoa; Chordata; Aves; Passeriformes; Cisticolidae
Gene: CD36
Product: CD36 molecule (CD36 blood group)
Exons: 14
Coding region: 282-1700 (472 amino acids)
Biological process (GO): amyloid-beta clearance by cellular catabolic process; long-chain fatty acid import into cell; receptor-mediated endocytosis
Cellular component (GO): plasma membrane; cell surface; cytoplasm
Molecular function (GO): low-density lipoprotein particle binding; scavenger receptor activity; low-density lipoprotein particle receptor activity
Source: RefSeq, a predicted model, not a curated record
GAUAAAGAGGGAACUGACGUCCCCUGGAAUAUAUAAACACUCCCUCCCCGUUCACAGCCUAUGUGCUUGCUGGGGACAUGGAGCUGCUUCUCUGCUGGUAACUUGAUGCAAGUCAUGUGCUGAGGGCUUGGAUGUGCAGCUGAAAAUCAGUGCCCUUAUUCAAGCAGCUUCUGUGAGGAAGAUCAGUGAGUCUGUUGGGACCAAGAAGUGAGGAAAAGCCAUCCAGCCUUACAGCAAGGAUAUUUGUACACUGUUUACCUGCACCCUAACAAGGAAGAGGAAUGGGCUGUAACAGGAACUGUGGGCUCCUCACUGGGGCCAUCAUCGGAGGUGUGCUGGCGAUCUUCGGAGGAGUCCUAAUACCAGUUGGAGAUAAUCUUAUAAGCAAAGCAGUAAAAAAGGAAGCUGUCAUUGUCAAUGGUACUGCUGCUUUUCAAAAUUGGCUUGUGCCAGGAAGCACAGUUUACAGGGAAUUUUGGAUUUUCCAUGUCUUAAAUCCAUCAGAAGUUAUGGAUGAGGGGGCUCAACCAAAACUUGAACAAAGAGGACCUUACACAUACAGGGUGCGAUACUUAGCCAAAGAAAAUGUCAUGGAAGGUGAGAAUGGCACAAUAUCCUACAUGUUGCCUAAUGUUGCUGAUUUUGAACCUGAUUUGUCUAUUGGGACAGAAAAUGACACCAUGACCGUCCUCAACCUCGCUGUUGUAGCUGUACCUUCCGUGUACCAAAUGGGUUUUAUGCAAUCAAUGAUAAACACUUGGAUUAAAGCUUCUAAGUCAGGCAUGCUGCAGAACAGGACAGUCAAAGAAAUACUGUGGGGAUACACAGACCCCUUCUUGGACCGUGUCCCCUUCCCUGGUGUGAACCCAGUUGUGGGAGUCUUCUACCCGUAUAAUGGGACAAGUGAUGGACCUUACACUGUGUAUACUGGGACAGAAGAUAUUACAAAAACAGCAGUAAUUGAAAGCUACAAAAAUAAAAGGACUCUUUCAUAUUGGGAAGGUCACUGUGAUAUGGUUAAUGGCACAGAUGGAGCAUCCUUCCCACCCUUUGUUAAGAAGAAUCAGGUUCUACGCUUCUUCUCCUCUGAUAUUUGCAGGUCCAUCUAUGGAGUUUUCCACAGCAAGCAGGUCGUGAAGGGAAUCUCUCUGUAUCGUUUCAUCGUUCCUCGUGAGGCGUUCGCGUCACCCACCGAAGUCGGAGACAAUUACUGCUUCUGCACGGACCGAGAGAUAUCAGAGAACUGCACCUUGGCUGGAGUCCUGGACAUCAGUGCCUGCAAAGCAAAAAGACCAGUAUAUAUCUCUCUUCCUCAUUUUCUUCAUGCAAGUGAAUCUAUAUUGCAUAACGUGGAAGGCCUGAGCCCAAAUGAAAAGGAGCAUGAGACAUAUCUAGACAUAGAGCCUGUGACUGGUUUUACACUACGAUUUGCAAAAAGGCUGCAAGUAAACCUCCUUGUGAGGCCUUCAACAAGAAUUGAUCCUUUAAAAAAAGUUAAAAAACCCUAUGUGUUCCCUCUUCUUUGGCUAAAUGAGUCUGCUGUUAUUGGGGAUGAGAAGGCAGAAAUGUUCAGAAGUAAAAUCUCGAGUCGGCUCCAGCUGCUGAGCAUGCUGCAGAUGGCAUUAAUAAUCGGGGGCUCUGUGCUGUUCCUGGCCUUCUUGGGCUCCUAUUUCAUAUGCAGGUCCAAGAAAUUAAAAUAAGUCAAAAGACUCCAGAGGCAGUCAAAGUUUAAUUGAAAUUUCAGCUAAGCAGCUUGGUAAAAUUCAGAGACAAAAGGCAUGAUUCAAGGCACAGUCAAUCCAUGAGCUAUGGAAUUCAAAAUGUUUUUCCAUUUUGAGAAGACCAGCUUACUAACCCAAAUAAGCUGAUGUUUUUGAAGGUCCACAAUUCUGACAUCACUAAAGAAGCCACUGUGGAAACUAUACUGUCAAAAGACUUUAUUUGAAACUUGUUAUACAUUUUAAAUUGCAUUCAAGCAGACUGAAGUUGAGAUGAAGUUGGAUUUUAGUCCACCUUCUGCCAUUUAUGCAACUUGCUACUCAUUUUCUUCUGGAUUUGCAAGAUAAAUGAAAGCCGCUUGCUGAUGCUCCGUCUCUGAGCACAGGCUGGGAAUGACAACAAUUUGGAGCUCAUGCUGUGCUCUAGAUGCUCUCAUUGCAAUAUUUCUCUCUGUUCCUACAAGGAAUGGAAGCUGCUGCAAUAGAACUGCUCUCUGUCCUCUAUUCAGGGAUGUGAAUUGCAUUGAAUGUGAAGUUUAUUAUGUAAAGUUACUAACUGUAAUACAUGAAAUUUAUAAAAGACUUACUAAAAUAUGUGGUUCAUAUGUUUUAUAGGGAGAUGGCUCACAGAUACAGCACAGUCAUCCAUAUGUUGAUGGACCUCAUCAACAUUGGGCUCCACAGUUGUUUAUUAAUCUGAACCACUCCCUAACUCCUAACCUGCUCCACUGCUCUUCCUGUUGCCUCCUGUGAGCUUUGAUUUCUGGCUCUUGUUUGAACACAAGCCUCUGCACUGCCCUAAGCCCACUUAGCCCAAGGCCUCCCUUGGAGAAUGAUCUGAUAUUACACCUGACAGGCCAAGAGAAAAUCUCCCAAAAAGCUUCAGAGACGGGAAAGACCAAGAUAAUGAUUUUGAAAAAACAUCAGAGGGUUCCACUUGCUAUAGAAGCACAUAAAUGAAAACUGGUAGCCCCAAUUACUUACUGAUAAACCAUCUGCCACGAGGAAAUUUGUGCAACCAUUUGUUUAAUGAGGUGCAUCAACCUGUAGACAGGUAGCAAACACUGACAUCUCCAUAAAUAGUUGAAUUUUUCAUUUGAUGUGAAUGCUGUAUUUUAUUCUGAGAGUAAAUACAGAGUGUUGCGGGGUCUCUUACUUUUCCAUGGAUUCAAUAAAUUCAGAACAAGGGCCUAAGUUCAGCAUUUUCUAAGAUUUGUUUUUAGAUCUUUUAUCCCCUUAUUUAAGAGCUGCAAAGAAAAAGGGAACUCAAACAUGUCAGCCCCUCAUAUCCUGCUGUUUGGAAACAAUGCUACAAUGGACUUUAAACCAGAAAGGUUUAUCUUGUUAAUAAAGGACAAUGUCUUUGGCUGGGUAUCCUUAGUAAGGUGUUCUAACUUCUGGAAAUAAAGGGAAAAUCCACCUGAUUUUAAUACUGAUGUUUUAUUCCAUUGUUCCUUGUGGACAAAGUUUUGUAGCUAUCAGUAGGACUGAUGAGUCACAGAAAUCCCAAGACAUUAUUCUUGAAGGUGAGGCCUGUGAGGUGCAUGGCUUCACUCUCCUUCCAGAACAGCUGGUGUGACACUUGAGGGAAGGGCUGCUCUCAGCCCCUGUGUUUGACUACUCCUGGUGCUGGCUAGCCAAUGAAAAACACCUUUCUCUCAUUUCCACAUUGUUGCUGGUGUCAUAUGUGAUGCUGUGUUCCCAUACUAUUCUGGGGACAAUUUGACACAACUGAAGCCAUCCCUACAGUCCUAUGGACUGGUCAAAAAAGUAUGAGGACAGCUAAAGCCACAUCACCUCUGAGAAAAAACACAGCUCUGCUGUGGUUCAAGAUCUGACACCAACUUUUUAUAAUAAAAUGUCUUUUGUGUCAGGAUCUAACAUGAAAGGAACAACAGCAGUGCUCCUGUAGUUUUUGAUACACUAACAUUUCAGCUUCAUUUUAUUUGACUUCAAGUACGUUGUCAGGAAGUUAGUGUUUGCUUUACUAGUGUUGUUUAGUGCUGUGUGCUGCUCCUGCAGCAGUGAUUUAGCAAGCCAGGCCAUGAUUUUAAAUGUCUCAGGGCCAAAUUUUAUAUGGACAGAAUGAUAUGUUUGUCCAUAUUCGUAAUCUCAUUGAUCUCAAUGCAGGUUUGGGCUUUUAAACUAUGUCCAGCACGUAGACUGCACUUGAACUGUAAUUUGUAGUUACUUUAUCCAAAGCGUCAGUUAGAGUUAUUGUUAAUUCAUGAUACUAAGGCUAAUAUUAAGUAUUUAUAUUUGUUAAAACAGUGCAGGGUAAACUUUGAUUAGAAACAUUAAUGAAAAUACAAAUAAAACAAAGCUCAAAUCUUUUGUCUGAUAUCCUUAUGUUUAAUUGUAAAUAAAGCCUUCUGUGUUGAAUAAUGUGUGU